GUCGCCAGCCAGCGGGAUUCGGCCGUUUCGGGGUUAACAGCUGUGAGCGGCUGCGCGCGUUGCCCUCUGGCUUUGAAAUGCAGCGGGAUUUACUGAGUUUCCCCUUGUCCCCAGCAGUGCGGGUGAAGAUGGUGUCUGCAGGUUUUCAGACUGCUGAGGAACUCUUAGACGUGAAGCCCUCCGAGCUCAGCAAAGAAGUUGGUAUAUCUAAAGAGGAAGCCUUAGAAACUCUGCAAAUUAUACGAAGAGAAUGUCUCACAGAUAAACCGGGACAUUCUGGUACAGCUGAAUCAGGCAAGAAGUGUACAGCACUGGAUCUUCUUGAGCAGGAACAUACCCAGAACUUCAUAAUUACCUUCUGUUCAGCACUAGAUAAUAUUCUUGGGGGUGGAGUACCCUUAACCAAAACAACAGAAAUUUGCGGUGCACCAGGUGUUGGAAAAACACAAUUAUGUAUGCAGUUGGCAGUAGAUGUGCAGAUACCAGAAUGUUUUGGAGGAGUGGAAGGUGAAGCAGUUUUUAUUGAUACAGAGGGAAGUUUUAUGGUUGAUAGAGUGGUAGACCUUGCAACUGCCUGCAUUCAGCACCUUCAGCUUAUAGCAAAAACACAUAUGGGAGAGGAGCACCCCAAGGCUUUGGAGAAUUUCACUCUUGAAAAUAUUCUUUCUCAUAUUUAUUAUUUUCGUUGUCGUGACUACACAGAGCUCCUGGCACAAGUUUAUCUCCUUUCAGACUUCCUUUCAGAACAUCCAAAGGUCCGAUUAGUGAUAGUGGAUGGUGUUGCUUUUCCUUUUCGUCAUGACCUUGAUGACCUAUCCCUUCGUACUCGAUUACUAAAUGGCCUAGCCCAGCAAAUGAUCAGCCUUGCAAAUAAUCACAGAUUAGCUGUAAUUUUAACUAAUCAGAUGACAACAAGGAUCGAUGGAAAUCAGGCCUUGCUGAUACCAGCAUUGGGGGAAAGCUGGGGACAUGCUGCAACAAUACGACUGAUCUUUCAUUGGGAUCAAAAGCAAAGCAGGUUGGCAACAUUGUACAAAUCACCAAGCCAGAAGGAAUCUACAGUACUGUUUCAAAUCACACCUCAGGGAUUUAGAGAUGCUGUUGUUGCCCCUUCAGUGCAAACAGAAGAUUCCUUGAAUUCCCGGAAACGGUCACGAGAAUCAGAGGAAGAACAGGAAUCCAAAGACUAAUCUCAGUGUGUAUGUGUGUGUGAGAGAGGGGUAGAAAGAGAGAGAGAGUGAGAGAGAGAGAGAUUGAGAGAGAGAGAGAGAGAGAGAGUGUGUGUGUGUGUGUGUGUGUGUGAAGUCUGUCUGAAAAAAGUUCAGCCAUUGUUAAUAUAAUGAGAAUGGUUUGCAUGAUAUCCAUGUAACCUGGCAGCCAAGAGGAGUGGACUGGAAUGCACAUGCGUUAACAGUGAUAACUUCACUGUACUGGUCAGUGAUGUGGAAGACACCAUUGAGUGAGCAUGUGUACUGUGGGGCCAUCACAUUCAAAAUGAGCAAGUAGAGGAACAAAUCUGCAUCGGAUUUUGCAUUAAGCUUGAACAUUCCUCGAUGGAAAUAUUUGGAUGGUUCAGAAGGCUUUCCAGGAUGAUGCAAUGAGUACAGCACAAAUAAGGUGUGGCACAAAUGCUUCAAAGUUGGUCAAGAAUCUGUUGCAAGUGAUCCACGUUCUGGAAGGCCUGCAACCAGCAGAACACCUGAGAAUAUUGAAUGUGGAGGGGCUGCAGUCAAAGAACAGUGACCCAGGAGACUAAUCACCUCUAUAGCCCAGAUUUGGCACGCUGAGACUUCUGGAUUUUAGAAAAACUAAUCACCUUUGAAAGGGAAGAGAGUCAGGAAAAUACGAUGGGGCAGUUGUGGCCAUUCCAACAAAGGAUUUUGCAGUGUUUUGAACUGUGGAAGAGAUGCUGGGAGAACUGUGUGAGGUCCCAAGAUGCCUACUUUGAAGGGGAUGGAGGCAUCAUUGUCUUUUAUA
This is a messenger RNA of Artibeus jamaicensis (Jamaican fruit-eating bat), 1977 nucleotides long. RefSeq names its product RAD51 paralog C (gene RAD51C). Gene Ontology annotation, molecular function: four-way junction DNA binding; ATP-dependent DNA damage sensor activity; ATP binding. Gene Ontology annotation, biological process: reciprocal meiotic recombination; DNA repair; meiotic DNA recombinase assembly. Bases 78 to 1190 code for a protein of 370 amino acids. The transcript is spliced from 9 exons. The record is from RefSeq and is a predicted model, not a curated record. Gene Ontology annotation, cellular component: Rad51C-XRCC3 complex; Rad51B-Rad51C-Rad51D-XRCC2 complex; replication fork. NCBI's taxonomy places the organism in Eukaryota, Metazoa, Chordata, Mammalia, Chiroptera, Phyllostomidae.